GUCACAAUCCCGCCUACAGCCAGAUGGGCGGGCCUUCUUCUCCGGGGUAGGGCUACGUGCUGACGCCACACGCCGGGGCGGGGCCGAGAGUUUGGUGCCCCGGAGUGGGGUGUCGGCGCCUCAUUCGGGCGGAGCUGAGCCGGACACAGGCAGUCGUGAAAAACUUAAGGACAAAAAUGUUUCAUUUAAGGACUUGUGCUGCUAAAUUGAGGCCGUUGACGGCUUCCCAGACUGUUAAGACAUUUUCACAAAACAGACCAGCAGCAGCUAGGACAUUUCAACAGAUUCGGUGCUAUUCUGCACCAGUUGCUGCCGAACCCUUUCUGAGUGGGACUAGUUCGAACUAUGUGGAGGAGAUGUACUGUGCUUGGCUGGAAAACCCCAAAAGUGUACAUAAGUCAUGGGACAUUUUUUUUCGCAACACCAAUGCUGGAGCCCCUCCGGGCACUGCCUACCAGAGCCCCCUUCCCCUGAGCCGAGGCUCCUUUGCUGCCGUGGCCCAUGCACAGUCCCUGGUGGAGGCACAGCCCAACGUGGACAAGCUCGUGGAGGACCACUUGGCGGUGCAGUCUCUCAUCAGGGCAUAUCAGGUCAGGGGUCACCAAAUUGCAAAACUUGAUCCUCUCGGAAUUAGUUGUGUAAAUUUUGAUGAUGCUCCAGUAACUGUUUCUUCAAACGUGGAUCUUGCAGUGUUCAAGGAACGACUUCGAAUGCUAACAGUAGGAGGAUUCUAUGGCCUGGACGAGUCUGACCUUGACAAGGUCUUCCACUUGCCCACCACUACUUUCAUCGGAGGACAGGAGUCGGCGCUUCCUCUGCGGGAAAUCAUUCGUCGGCUGGAGAUGGCCUACUGCCAGCACAUUGGGGUGGAGUUCAUGUUCAUCAACGACCUGGAGCAGUGCCAGUGGAUCCGACAGAAGUUUGAAACCCCCGGGAUCAUGCAGUUCACAAAUGAGGAGAAGCGGACCCUGCUGGCCAGGCUUGUGAGGUCUACCAGGUUUGAGGAUUUCCUGCAGCGGAAGUGGUCCUCGGAGAAGCGCUUUGGUUUGGAAGGCUGUGAGGUGCUGAUCCCUGCCCUAAAGACCAUCAUCGACAAGUCGAGUGAGAAUGGAGUGGACUACGUGAUCAUGGGCAUGCCUCACAGGGGGCGGCUGAACGUGCUCGCUAAUGUCAUCAGGAAGGAGCUGGAGCAGAUUUUCUGUCAGUUCGAUUCAAAGCUGGAGGCAGCUGAUGAGGGCUCCGGAGAUGUGAAGUACCACCUGGGCAUGUACCACCGGAGAAUCAACCGUGUGACGGACAGGAACAUCACCCUGUCCCUGGUGGCCAACCCUUCCCACCUCGAGGCCGCUGACCCUGUGGUGAUGGGCAAGACUAAAGCCGAGCAGUUUUACUGUGGAGACACCGAAGGGAAAAAGGUGAUGUCCAUCCUGCUGCACGGGGAUGCUGCAUUUGCUGGCCAGGGCAUCGUCUACGAGACCUUUCACCUCAGCGACCUGCCGUCCUACACGACGCAUGGCACUGUGCACGUGGUCGUCAACAACCAGAUCGGCUUCACCACAGACCCAAGGAUGGCCCGCUCUUCCCCCUACCCCACCGAUGUGGCCCGAGUGGUAAACGCCCCCAUCUUCCACGUGAACUCAGAUGACCCUGAAGCUGUCAUGUACGUGUGCAAGGUGGCAGCUGAGUGGAGAAGCACCUUCCACAAGGAUGUGGUCGUCGAUUUGGUGUGUUACCGCCGCAACGGCCACAACGAGAUGGACGAGCCCAUGUUCACGCAGCCACUCAUGUACAAGCAGAUCCACAAGCAGAAGCCCGUGCUGCAGAAGUAUGCUGAGCUGCUGGUGUCGCAGGGCGUGGUCAACCAGCCGGAGUAUGAGGAGGAAAUCUCCAAGUACGAUAAGAUCUGUGAGGAAGCUUUUGCCAGAUCCAAAGACGAGAAAAUUUUGCACAUCAAGCACUGGCUUGACUCUCCCUGGCCUGGCUUCUUCACCCUGGACGGGCAGCCCAGGAGCAUGUCCUGCCCCUCCACCGGCCUGGCAGAGGAUAUUCUGAAGCACAUUGGGAAGGUGGCCAGCUCCGUGCCCGUGGAGAACUUUACCAUUCAUGGAGGGCUGAGCCGGAUCUUGAAAACUCGUGGGGAGCUGGUGAAGAACCGGACCGUGGACUGGGCUCUGGCUGAGUACAUGGCGUUCGGCUCACUGCUAAAGGAGGGCAUCCACAUCCGGCUGAGCGGCCAGGAUGUGGAACGCGGCACGUUCAGCCACCGCCACCACGUGCUCCAUGACCAGAAUGUGGACAAGAGGAUUUGCAUCCCCAUGAACCACCUUUGGCCCCAUCAGGCCCCCUACACCGUGUGCAACAGCUCACUGUCUGAGUACGGUGUGCUGGGCUUUGAGCUGGGCUUCGCUAUGGCCAGUCCUAAUGCCCUGGUCCUCUGGGAAGCCCAGUUUGGUGAUUUCCACAACACUGCCCAGUGCAUCAUCGACCAGUUCAUCUGCCCAGGACAAGCCAAGUGGGUGCGGCAGAAUGGCAUCGUACUGCUGCUACCCCAUGGCAUGGAGGGCAUGGGCCCAGAACAUUCCUCCGCCCGCCCAGAGCGGUUCCUGCAGAUGUGCAAUGAUGACCCAGAUGUCCUACCAGACCUUGAAGAAGCUAACUUCGACAUCAAUCAGCUGUAUGACUGCAAUUGGGUUGUUGUCAACUGCUCCACCCCUGGCAACUUCUUCCACGUGCUACGACGCCAGAUCUUGCUGCCCUUCCGGAAGCCGUUAAUUAUCUUCACCCCCAAGUCCCUGCUGCGCCACCCUGAGGCCAGAACCAGCUUUGAUGAGAUGCUUCCAGGAACCCACUUCCAGCGAGUGAUCUCAGAAGAUGGCCCCGCAGCUCAGAACCCAGGAAAUGUCAAGAGGCUUCUCUUCUGCACUGGCAAGGUGUACUACGACCUCACUCGAGAGCGCAAAGCACGGGACAUGGUGGAGCAGGUGGCCAUCACAAGGAUUGAGCAGCUAUCACCAUUCCCCUUUGACCUCCUGCUGAAGGAAGUACAAAAGUACCCCAACGCUGAGCUAGCCUGGUGCCAGGAGGAGCACAAGAACCAAGGCUACUAUGACUAUGUGAAGCCAAGACUUCGGACCACCAUCGGCCGUGCCAAGCCCGUCUGGUAUGCUGGCCGGGAGCCAGCGGCUGCUCCAGCCACCGGCAAUAAGAAGACCCACCUGACAGAGCUGCAGCGCCUCCUGGACACAGCCUUCGACCUGGACGCCUUCAAGAACUUCUCGUAGAGCUGCUAGGGUUGUUUGGGCUGCUGCCCUCUUCACAUCCAUGACUGCCCCUCGCUUCUCAACUAAAUAGUGCCUCAGCGCCGCCCACACCUCUGCCCUUGUUGCUGUGCCGCUCACCCUCCCCCUGCUCUUGUAGGACUUAGGCUGUUGCCCCUCGAGUGCUUGGCUGCCCACAGGCCACACGCUGCCAGGCUGUGCUGACUUCCAUCAAGCUGAGCAGCUCUGUAGAGGCAGUGAGGAGCAGGAAGAGCAAAGGGAGCCCUACAGGAUGUCUUUGGGGAGGGUCAGCUCUGGCCAUGACCAUCCCCAUCUGCAUCACUCCCUGGGUCGGAACUAGGCCUUGUGUGGCUUCCCAGUGUGCUGGCAACCUUGUCACCCUGCAAGGCACAGGCUCUUGUAUUUGAGGCUAGGGUAGUUUCAUCGUGGGGCCAAGCCUUAGAAUCCACGGAGGAGUCUGGAGUGAGAUCUAGCCAUAUGUAGAGAGGUUUAUAGAACGGGCCUCAGCUAUGGAGUGAACUGAAGACAACAUGAGGCAGCUGGCAGGAGAGAGCCUUGGCCUGACUUGGCACAGAGAGGGCGGGUUUGGUCUCUGCAGCAUCCAUUUUUUUGUUGCCCCUUCAAAGAUCCCCGGCUCUGUGUGGGGGCCAGGCAUGCCCCGUAGCCCCACCUGGGGCUGGGCAGCACCUGGAGCCCACAAGGUCUGUGUGGCCAGGAAGCCUUGCUGGGGUCCCCACAGCCAGGGCACUCGCUGCUCUGUCUUGGUCCUGCUGACCUUCCACCUCCACCCACCUCCUUCUGUGGCCUCCCCCUCCUCCCACACCACCAACACUCUUCUUCCCCUCUGCUGUUUCCCUUUAACCCAAUGGAGACUUUCUCAUGCAUCAUUUUCUUUGCUGUGCCAAAGCAGGUCAGAAGAGGGACAGGAGGGGCAGGGGUGAGGGACAGGCUGUGGCCAAGGGGCCAGCUGCACUUCAUCCGUCACUUUGACCUUCACAGGGACAGAUCUGAUUUAUUUAUUUUGGUUAAAAAAAAAAGGACAAAAACAACAUUACAUUGCAUUGGCUUGACCCAUAAACUAAGUUAUCCAUGG
Molecule: messenger RNA, 4371 nt
Organism: Microcebus murinus (gray mouse lemur)
Lineage: Eukaryota; Metazoa; Chordata; Mammalia; Primates; Cheirogaleidae
Source: RefSeq, a predicted model, not a curated record